AUGGCCAAAGUUUCCUCCGACGAGAAGGUUCUUUAUCAAUUCCCGGCAAAUCUUAGGGUCCUUGCCGUUGAUAAUGACCCCUCAACUCUUGAGUUCAUCAAGAACACAUGCAGUCAAUGCAAAUACGAGGUUACCAUACACACUGAAUCUCCACUUGCAUUGAAUCUUGUGCGGGAAAAAAAAGAUCGUAUUGAUGUGAUACUCAUCGAGGUUCAUAUGCCAACCAUGAAUGGGUAUGAAUUCCUUCAGCAUGUCAGCAAGGAAAUUGAUGUUCCUGUUAUUGUGAUGUCUCUUGAUUACAGCAAGGAUACUGUGAUGAAGGCUGUUCAACUUGGGGCGUGUGAUUUUUGGAUUAAACCUUUGCAUGAGCAUCAAUUCAAGAAUAUGUGGACGCAUGUUUCUAGGAAAGCCCUGAAUGAAAAUAAGAUACAAAAGGGUUUUGGCAGCUUGGAAGAUGAUGGCAGGGGAAGAAAACUAGGGAAUGAUAAUUCUGAAUUUGCUUCUUUUGAUGUCGUGAGAGAUCAAAGCAAUGGCAAUAGCAGUUCCAGGGAAGCUGCUGCUGAUGUUGAUGAAUCGGAGCAUGAGCAUUGUGGUCCCUCAACAAAGAAGCCCCGCGUAAUAUGGUUACCAGAACUGCAUCGUAAAUUCGUCAAGGCUGUCAAUAAACUUGCCCUUGAUCAGGCUGUGCCAAAGAGAAUUCUUCAAGAGAUGAAUGUACCAGGUUUGACAAGACAGAAUGUUGCUAGUCAUUUACAGAAAUAUAGAAAUUUUUUGAAGGAAAAAUCUAGAGUGACACAGACACAGGAACACACUGAGAUGCCAUUGCCUAACAUGGUUCCAGGGACUAUAAAAAACAGGGUAGGUGCAUGUGAAAGACACGCUGAACAAGCUUUGGCAGAAUGUCUUUCUAACAUUACCAAUAAUUUUCCUCAUCCUCAGCCCAUAAGGACUCAAGCUGAUCCGUCUAUAUACGGAGCACGACCCCCAUCUAAUGCAUUGGCUAUUCAGAGAAGCAAUGCGUUAGUGGGUUCAUUGCAGCAGCAGCAGCAGCAGCUGUCACUGAUCAAUCAACAAAUUUCUCCAAUCAUCUCUCGGCAAUCUUCCAUGAUGAUUUCUGGAAAUCCAGCUUCUGUCUUUAGGAAUAAUGAUUUCGGUUUACUGUCGCCUCAAACUAGUAAUCCACUCAGCGUUGCUCAAAUCCAUGGUGGAAACACCACAGGUGGAAGCCGUCUUAAUCGGUAUACUGCUACUACAACUUCCAUUACCCAACAGCUUCAAAAUUCAAGUUUGACAAGUGGUGCUGUGAGAUCUUUUCCUGCAUCAGUGCCUCCCGAUGGUUCACUCUACCAAGAAUCUCCUAACAUAUCGGCAAGUGGUUUUAAUAACCAAUUUUUUUCCACAGAUAUAGAUGAUAACACAACAAAUGAGGAGCUAAAUUCAAGGAAUAAUCCAGAGAAGGAUCACACGCUCUCAAAAUGA
Molecule: messenger RNA, 1479 nt
Organism: Glycine soja
Lineage: Eukaryota; Viridiplantae; Streptophyta; Magnoliopsida; Fabales; Fabaceae
Product: two-component response regulator ARR14-like
Exons: 5
Coding region: 1-1479 (492 amino acids)
Biological process (GO): cytokinin-activated signaling pathway; phosphorelay signal transduction system
Molecular function (GO): DNA binding
Source: RefSeq, a predicted model, not a curated record